Molecule: messenger RNA, 1080 nt
Organism: Rhagoletis pomonella (apple maggot)
Lineage: Eukaryota; Metazoa; Arthropoda; Insecta; Diptera; Tephritidae
Gene: Bili
Product: FERM domain-containing protein 8
Exons: 6
Coding region: 19-1080 (353 amino acids)
Biological process (GO): negative regulation of canonical Wnt signaling pathway
Cellular component (GO): plasma membrane; cytoskeleton
Source: RefSeq, a predicted model, not a curated record
CCAACGUGCGUUUAUUUAAUGACUAGAAUUGCUGUCCAUAUGGAGAUUGAAGGGACUGCUCAUUGCCCCGCACAAGUAAUGCUUGCCGCUGCCUUGGGAUGUGAAGAGUUGGGAAUUGCGAACAAAUUACUAGCCCAAAGUAUAUUUGGAUUAUGGCUAACUAGCGGACUUUUGGAUAUUCAGUUAAAAUCUCAUCAUCGGCCUUAUCUGGUAAGAAUAACAUGGCAGUCUCUACUGGAUAAAUUUAGCCAUGGUAAUCCAAUCGAAAAAAAGUUUGACGAACCUAUGAUUAUGCUUAAACGAAACGUUUUUUUUUCAAAACGUGAUGAGGAAAAAAUCAAGGAUCACCGCAUUUUAGAGUUAUUGUAUGAAGAAGCCAAAUAUAACGUGUUAUCUGGCCGAUACGUUAUGGAGCCAGUUCAUGCUUUAAUGCUUGGUGGCAUACAAGCACGAAUCGAGUUAGGUCCGUAUAACCCACAUACGCACACUGUUAGUUUUUUAAGGGAAAACCAAUUAAGAUUCCUACCACAUCAUGUUGCAAAAAGUACGAAUUGGUCAUGGCUGCCCGUUAGUCGAAAAAACUCAGCUGAAGUUAAAUUGCUUGAACAAUUCAAACGCGUUCCUCAGACAGCGACGACGAAAAAACUCAUACGCAAAUAUUUAGAAUUUUGUUGGGCACUUCCGUUUUAUGGAGCGGCAUUCUUUUAUGGCCAAGUAGAGCAGCCUGUUCGCGGUCUUAUGAGUUUGGUAAGCCAUAAGGAUGUUGAAGUACUUACAGCAGUCAAUGAGCGUGGGCUUUUUAUUAUCGAUCCUGUAGAAUGGACUCUCCUUCUAGGAUUACGGUAUGAUGAUUUGUCGUGGGACUUUGCCAAACCAAGUGUUACUAACGAUCCUGACUGCCAGACUUGUAUUUUUAUUCAAUCGGAGCCAGGAAACGAAGCGGUGUAUUCCGAAUGUGAAGACUCAUCCGGUGAAUCAUGUAUUGCCGAAAUUUCCCGUGGCGCUGAUCGCUGUCUAUCCGAACGGGUUCUUUCCGGACGGGGUGUGGCAACAAUGACCGAAUGUGGUGCAAUUCGCUGA